Messenger RNA from Nematolebias whitei (Rio pearlfish), 2457 nucleotides. RefSeq names its product ras and Rab interactor 2. Gene Ontology annotation, biological process: signal transduction; vesicle-mediated transport. The record is from RefSeq and is a predicted model, not a curated record. NCBI's taxonomy places the organism in Eukaryota, Metazoa, Chordata, Actinopteri, Cyprinodontiformes, Rivulidae. Gene Ontology annotation, cellular component: endocytic vesicle; cytosol. The coding region runs from base 1 to 2457 and encodes 818 amino acids. Gene Ontology annotation, molecular function: small GTPase binding; guanyl-nucleotide exchange factor activity. The transcript has 9 exons.
AUGGAUGUUGCUCCCGCUUUUUCUCUGGAGGGAUCUGGGAUCAGCUUUGCAGAUCUGUUCCACCUUGUGGCUUUCUACUGCGUCAGCAGAGAUGUCCUGCCGUUUAUACUCAAACUCCCAGAAGCCAUUGCAUCGGCCAAGACGCAGAAAGAACUGGAGGAGGUGGCUCAGCUCGGAGCAGCCUUCUGGGACUCUGCCCUGUGCAGUCAGCGGCGCUCCGCCCCCUCCCCUCCCUGCCGCCCUCUGAGCCGAACCCUCAGCCCCCAGCGGACUAACAGGAGCGGGGAGGUCGGGGGGUCACAGGAGCGGCACGCCGGCACUCACAGCGACAGCGCGCCUCCCACCUUACGGCUCUACACGCCUCCACCCUCCAUUCACCAGGGGGGCAGGUAUUCAAGCGGACCCCUGUGUUUUGUGAAUCCACUGUUUCUGCAAACCCACCCCUACGGUCGAAGAGACGACCCUCCUCCACAGCUCAAACCAGAGGAAACGGCUGAACUGGACCCGCCAGCCAGGAGCCCGAACGUGGACCAGAUCAAACUGAACGGGAAAUCCCGUCCCCCUCCUCCUCGCCCCCCUCCCCCUCGCUCUAUGCCUCGGCGCCGGCCUGCUCCUCAGCCGCCCGGGCCUCCAGCGGGUACCAGCAGACCCAAGAGCAUGCCAGAGACUGUGAGCUCCAGGCAGCAGGUCUCCAGCAGGCGCCCAGCACCUCCUCGGCCAUCGAUGGGUUCCAAAUCCAGCAGCCUGUCCAAAAGUACGUCCUCACCAAAUGCACCGCCUCCACGGCCCAAGAAGCCCGAUCUCGAAGCCCACCGGUGCCACAUCGCCCUGGAUGAUGAGACCAUCGCCAAGGCUCUGUCCCGCGCCAACCUCCCCCGCUGCCAGCCUCCGCCGGCUGCAGACGGUCCAGGGAACAAUGCCGAGGGUCCUCAAGAGAGUCGACACCAGCGUCUCAGUGACAUGAGCAUGUCCACGUCUUCCUCUGACUCGCUGGAUAACUCGCGGUCCCCCGGGUUCUCCCUAAACCUGGCCCCGCCGUCGUCCCAACACCUCAGCCAUCAGGACACAGUGGAGGACAGCAGCGAGGAAGACGAGGAUGGGGAGGAAGAGGACGAUGAGGACUACGGCGUUGGCCUGGAGGCGGACCUGGAAACGCGCUUCCGUCCAUCGUAUAAAGCUCGAAGGCGAAGGGUGGGCGUGAGCCUGAACGGCACGUCCUUCGUCCUGCCCCGGUCUCUGAAGGGACGCUUCAGUAAGGUGAGCGGGAUGCUCAGCUCUCUCAUGACGCCGGACAAACGGGCCGUGAAACGGAUCACUGAGCUGUCCCGGAAUAAGAGCACCUACUUCGGCUGCCUGGUUCAGGACUACGUCAGUUUUGUUCAGGAGAACCGGAGCUGCCACACGUCAGGGAUGGACUUCCUGCAGACCGUCAGGCAGUUCAUGACCCAGAUGAAGGCUUACCUGCGCCAGACCUCUGAGCUCGACCCGCCCAUCGAGUCCCUGAUACCCGAGGACCAGAUCGACCAGGUGCUGGAGAAAGCCAUGCACAAGUGUGUCCUGAAGCCUCUGAAGAGCAUCAUCGAGGCCGUUCUGCACGACUUCCAGGUGAGCAGCGGAGCCUGGCAGCAGCUCAGGGAAAACCUGGCCUUGGCCAAGACCAAGAGACCUCAGGAGAUGGGGGUUGACGGCGCCAUGCCGCCGGACUCGGUGGCCAUCGAGAAGAUCCGGCAGAAGUUCCUCAACAUGAGGAAGGUGUACUCGCCCGAGAAGAAGGUGUCGCUGCUGCUGCGAGUGUGUAAACUCAUCUACACCAUCAUGCAGGACCACUCGGGGCGGAUGUACGGGGCGGACGACUUCCUGCCCAUGCUGACGUACGUGGUGGCUCAGUGCGACACGCCGCAGCUCGACGCCGAGAUCCAGUACAUGAUGGAGCUGCUGGACCCGUCUCUGCUCCAAGGAGAAGGAGGUUACUACCUGACCAGCGCCUACGGAGCCAUGGCGCUCAUCAAGAACUUCCAGGAGGAGCAGGCGGCCCGGGUUCUGAGCUCCGAGGCCCGGAACACCCUGCACCAGUGGCACCGCCGGCGGACCACCCAGCGCUCGGUGCCGUCUGUGGACGACUUUCAGAACUUCCUGCGCGUCGCCCUGCAGGAGCUGGGCUCAGGCUGCACCGCCAAAACCCUGCAGGUGCACCCGUACACCACCACCGAGGAGGUCUGCUCCCUCUGCGCCUACAAGUUCAAGAUCCCCGACCCGGAGAACUACGCCCUGUUCCUGGUCACCGACGACACGAGCCAGCAGCUCGCCCCGGACACGAACCCCCAACGGAUCAAAGCCGAGCUGCACGGCCGGCCGCUCGCGCACGUCUUCCACUUUGUCUACAGGAAGGUGUCCAACCUGAACCUCUGCGUCCCGGCCGUCCUGCACAACGGAAACUGCCUCCCAGGCGAGCAGUGA